GCGACUUUCUCACUUUCUACGUACCCGUCUUCCUGGCGAAACACAAGCACCUCCAAGACCCCACAAAGCAUCAUGACAAGUGCUAGCGACUGGAUUUCCGAGGACCUGGAGCCAGGCACUCUGCUAUCGGUGCAGGAGGAGAAUGGCGUUGUGACCAAGGUGUACGUAACCCCCUGCUUGGAGCCGAGGAUUAAGGAGGCCCUGGUGGAGCGCAAGCCAGAAGUUUUUCCGGAGGCCAACACUAUGCUCUUCCACUGUCCGUUUUGCUGCAAUGGAAUUCGCACGGGCGGGGCCUACAAGGUUCAUCUGGGGGCCUGCGAAAAACGCUUUGCGUGGAUGAUGAAGAAUGGCCCGGUCGUGCCCCAGCUGCAAUGCAGCAUUUGUAAGGGAACCUUCUCCUCGGUGGCAUCGCUGAUCAGCCACAGGCUCCUGCACGGAAGCCCUUCAAUGAAUCGCACCUGCGGAUCCUGCCAUGUAAAGUUCGAGACGGAGCUGGAGUAUCGCACGCAUUUGGAGAGCCAUCUGAAGCCGCGGGAGUCCAAGGAUGAGUCCUACGAAGGGGCGUACACCAUCACCAAGCUCUUCGAUUGCCUCUUCUGUCGCAAGGCGUUCUUGGCCUGCUUUAGGCCUGGCCAAGUGACCCGUCGAUACGCCUGCGACGACUGUGUCCACAGGCUGAAGGCCCAGGAGGCGGAGAAGAAGCUGUGUGUCAAGAGAAAAGCCGAGUUGAGCUGUGAUCGCUGUGGCAGAAAGUACAAAUAUGAGGGUUUCCUAAACCGUCAUUUGAAGACUUGCCAGGUACCGGCGAAAUACAAAAGGAAGCGAGAGCCUGAAAGUGAGGAAGCUAAUUAA
Molecule: messenger RNA, 852 nt
Organism: Drosophila erecta
Lineage: Eukaryota; Metazoa; Arthropoda; Insecta; Diptera; Drosophilidae
Product: transcription factor E4F1
Exons: 1
Coding region: 73-852 (259 amino acids)
Source: RefSeq, a predicted model, not a curated record